Eimeria tenella is the source of this 4200-nucleotide messenger RNA. RefSeq lists its product as uncharacterized. NCBI's taxonomy places the organism in Eukaryota, Apicomplexa, Conoidasida, Eucoccidiorida, Eimeriidae. The transcript is spliced from 7 exons. The coding region runs from base 1 to 4200 and encodes 1399 amino acids. The record is from RefSeq and is a predicted model, not a curated record. Gene Ontology annotation, biological process: endoplasmic reticulum to Golgi vesicle-mediated transport; transcytosis; membrane fusion. Gene Ontology annotation, cellular component: endoplasmic reticulum; ER to Golgi transport vesicle membrane; Golgi stack.
AUGCUGCAGCUGCUCGUGCUGCAGCACCAACAGUUGCUUCAGCAAGGGCAGCGACAGCAGCAGCAGCAGCGGCAACAGCGAAACAGCCAGCUGCUAAGGUGCCAGCAACAGCAGCACCAGCUGCAGCAGGACGAGCAGCAGCAACAGCUGCGGGCGUGCCGUCCCAAGCACCAGCAAGCACCAGCUGCAGCGCGAGCUGCAACAGCAAGAACAGCGGCACCAGCACCUGCAACGCCAACUGCAGCAGCAGCAGCAGCAGCACCACCACCACCACCACCACCACCACCAGCAAGUGCUGUGGCGCCUUCAGCAGCAGCAAGGCCAACAGCAGCAGCAAAGCCGACUGCAGCAGCAAGCCAAACAGCAGCAGCAAGGCCGCUAGCAGCAGCAAGCCAAACAGCAGCAGCAGGCAAGCUCCCAGCAGCAGCAGCAGCAGCAACAGCGCCAGCAGGAGCAGAAUCGGCGACAGCAAAGAGAGCCUCGGCAAGUACAGCGCCAGUAAAAGCAGCAGCAGCAAGAGUAUCAGCUGCUGCAGCAAAGCCAUAUGCAGCAGCAGCGCAAGGAGCAGCAGCAGCAGCAAAAGUGCCAGCAGUUGGAGAAAUAGCAGGUGCAGCAGCAGCAGCAGCACCAGCUGCUGCACCGCUAAAAGCGACAGCAGCAGCACCAUCCGCAGCAGCAACAGCAAAGCCACCAGCAGCAACGGCGCCACGGCCAGCAGCAAAAGCAGCCAAAGUAGCAGCAGCAGCAGCAGGGCAAGCGCCAGCACCAGCAGCCACUACACCAUCUGCAGGUGCUGCAGCAACGGAAGCACAAGCACCAGCAGCAGCAGCAGCAGCAGCAGCAAAGGCGCCCGCCGCUGCGACGCCAACGGCGCCACUGGUGGCAGCAGCAACAGCAACAAGAGCAGCAGAAAAUUCAGCAAAAACACCACCAAGAAGAGCAGCAGCAGUAACAGCAGCAAUACCAGCAGCAGGAGCAAUACCAGCUGCAGCAGCUAUACCAGCUGCAGCAGCAGCACCAGCAGUAGCAGCUGCAGCUGCAGCACCAGCAGGAUUAACUCAGUUGAACACACAUGAAGCACUUACAGCAAUAGGAGCAGCAGCAGAGGCUGCAGACGCAGCAGCAGCAGCAGCAGCAGCAGCUCUAGAAGAUACAGCAGCAGCAGCCCCAGCACGAGCAGCUCAAGAAGACACAGCAGCAGCAGCAGCUGCUGCUGCACUGGCAGCAGCAACGCGGUUAACAGAAGAAACGACAGCUGCAGCACAAACCACGACAGCAGCAGAACCUUCGCCAACAGAAGCAGAAGCAGCAGCAGCAGCAGCAGCAGAUGCACUAAGCCCGGCGCAAGAAGUAGCAGCAGCAAUAGCAGAAGUACUAGUAACAGCAGAAGCGCCAGCAGCAACAGCAGCAGCAACCGCAGCAGCAGCAGUGGGCCCACAAACAGCAGCAGCAACAACGCUUCCCUCGACAGCAGCAAAAGAAGCAGCAGCAGCAGCAACGAACGAAGAGGAAGCACUGGCACCUGCAACAACACCUCCCGCAGCAGGAUUAGAAGCAGCAGGAGAAGCAGCAGCAGCAAUAGAAGCAUCAGCAGCAGAGGCCGAGGCCGAAUCUAAUUCACCACAAACAAAAGCAGCAGCAGCAGCAGCAGAACCAACCGAGCAAGCAUCUCCAGCCCCGCCGCCUUCCCCAGCAGCAGCAGCAGCCACAGCCACAGCAGCAGCAGCAGCAGCCACGGCAGCCGCAGCAGCAGAAGGCCUUUUGCUGCUGCUCUUCUUGCCAUUUUUGUUUCUACUUAUUAUUUCCUUUUUUCUUUUCUGCUGUUUCUUCUAUUCCUUCUUUGCGGAGGGGGCCCCCCCCGGGGGCCCCCGCGGCGCCUGCAGCAGCAGCAGCAGCAGCAGCAGCAGCAGCAGAGGGGGCCCCGCGGCGGCGGCUGUGUGCCAAACUGUGCCAGUGCUGCGGGAAGGGUUUUGCGAAAGAGUUGUUGCUGUUAAAGAAGCUUUUGCAUGCGCUGCUGCUGCUGCUGCUGCAGUGGAAGUGUGCGAAGACGUGGCUGUGGAGGUGGCGGGCAGCUGCAGCAAAGAGGUGCAGCAGCAGGAAGAGUACCCCUGCGUGCAGCAGCAGCAGCAGCAGCAGUGCAGAGAAGUGGAAAGCACUUGCUUGCAGCAGCAAAUGGAAACUGAAGAAUAUGAAUGCGGGAAGCGGCGCUGCAGGCGAGUGGUGCAGCAGCAGCAGCAAAUGUGCGAGCGGGUGGUGGAGGUGCCGCGCAGCUUCCCGUGUCUGCAGCAGCAGCAGCAGCAGCAGCAGCAAGUCUGUCGCUGGGAAGCAGCACAAGUCCCCGCCACUUGCUUCCGCGAAGUCCUCAAAGAAGAGACUUAUCCUUGCCAGCAGCAGCAGCAGCAGCGGCAGUGCAGAAUGGUCACAGUGCAGGUGCGCAGCAGCUGCAGCCGCCCCGUGCUGCAGCAGCAGCAGCAGCACUGCCUCAAGACCCGCGAGCAGCAGCAGUGUCUCCUUGUGUCUCUUCCAGUCCCCUCCCGCUGCCGCAGACCCACGGAGCAGCAGCAGCAAUACAAAUGCUUCAAAACUGUUUACAAACGCAAGUGCAGCAAAAGAAAAGUCAAAGUCCCGGUCCCCUGCAGCAGCAGCAGCAGCAAACACCUCCAGCAGCCCCCCCACAAACACCUCCAACAGCCCAUUCUGGGGCCCCCCCUUGACGAGGGGCCCCUGGAGGGGCCCCUGGGGGGGCCCCUGGAGGGGCCCCUAGUGGGGGCCCCCCUUCACCAGGGGCCCCUAGAGGGGCCCCUGGAGGGGCCCCUGGAGGGGCCCCUGGAGGGCCCCCUAGAGGGGCCCCUGGAUGGAGGGCCCCUGGAUGGGGGGCCCCUGGAUGAGGGGCCCCUGGAGGGGCCCCUGGAGGGGCCCCUGGAUGAGGGGCCCCUGGAUGAGGGGCCCCUGGACGAGGGGCCCCUAGAUGGGGGCCUCAUAGAGGAACACCUCCUAGGCGGGCCCCUUGAAGAGGGGCCCCUGGAUGAGGGGCCCCUAGAUGGGGGGCCCCCCGUGGCCAGCCCCAGAACAUAUCAUGCCAGGGGCCCCCAGGGGGCCUUUGGGGGCCCCCGCAUGCAGGGGGCCCCCCGCAUGCAGGGGGCGCCCCCCAUGCAGGGGGGCCCCCGCACGCAAAGGGGCCCUCAAGGCGCCUUUGGGGGCCCCCUCGAGGGGACCCCCCGCAUGCAGGGGGGCCCCAGCAUGCAGGGGGUCCCCCGCAUGCAGGGGGCCCCCCGCAUGCAGGGGGGCCCCAGCAUGCAGGGGGGGCCCUUGUAUGAAGAAUACGACAUGGAUGAGGAAGAAAUGGGUCUUGAUAUGGGGGCCCUAAUGGGGGGCCCCCAGGGGGGUCCCCAGGGGGGCACCCCCGUGGGCCGUUUGGGGGCCCCCGGGGGUCAGCGGGCUGUGGGGGCUUGGCAGGGAGAAGGGGGGAGGCCCACGUUUGCUGCAGCAGCAGCAGCAGCAGCAGCAGCAGCGCCGGGCCAGUCGUUCAGCGCCGCUGCGGGCGCCGCAGCAGCAGCAGCAGCAGCAGCAGCAGCAGCAGCAAACGGAGGCUACUACUACGCAGCAGAAGAAUUUGAAGAAGCUGAGAGAAGGCUGGGGGUGAAAAAGAAAAGGAAAAGGGGGGGCCCCCGGGGGGCCCCCGAGGGGCCCCCCGUUGUUGCUGUUGUGGGGGUGCGGGGUGUAUGUACAGUGCAGGUGGAAGCAGCAGAAAGCUACCCGUGCAUGCAGCCGCAGCAGCAGCGGCAGUGCCGCAACGUGAAAGUUGCUGUUGCUGCUUCCUGCAGCAGGAAGGUGAAGCAGCAGCAGCCGUACCCCUGCAUGCAGCAGCGGCGCGUGCGGCGCUGCGAGCUGCAGCAGGUGCAGCCGCCGCCGCAGCAGCAAAUCUGCACCGAGCUGCAGCAGCAGCAGCAGCAGUACCCCUGCACGAAGCCAGUGAAGGCCGUGCAGUCCCCAGGGCCCCCCAGCCCUGCAGCAAACACACUUGCGCAGUCCACAAGAAGCACAAAGCCAAGUACUGAUGCAGCAGCAGCAGCAGCAGCUGCUGCUGCUGCUGCUGCGGCAGAAGCAGCAGCAGCGGCAGCACAAGCAGCGGCAGCAGCAGCAGAAGGAGCAGAAGCUGCAGCACGGCAGCAGAUGCGGCAGCAGCUGCAGCAGGUGUGA